Condylura cristata (star-nosed mole) is the source of this 1306-nucleotide messenger RNA. RefSeq names its product WD repeat domain 83 (gene WDR83). Gene Ontology annotation, molecular function: protein binding. The coding region runs from base 226 to 1173 and encodes 315 amino acids. Lineage: Eukaryota; Metazoa; Chordata; Mammalia; Eulipotyphla; Talpidae. Gene Ontology annotation, cellular component: catalytic step 2 spliceosome. Gene Ontology annotation, biological process: mRNA splicing, via spliceosome. The transcript is spliced from 9 exons. The record is from RefSeq and is a predicted model, not a curated record.
UCGGGGAGACGGAAGAGGCGGGAAUGUUCCAAAAAAACUGGAAGUGGGAAUAGAAACCUGGAAACAGGUUUCAAAACUCCCAACGCUAGCUUCAGAAAAUUCGGAAUUUUUGAACCAGUAAGUGAGAAACAGAAAGUAGGCCCCGGAGAACAAUUGUGUGGUUACACCCGAGCGUGUUCUCAGAGAGAUCGGAAAUCUGUGUAGACUAUAAAGGAUCCUGGAGCAAUGGCUUUCCCCACACCAAAACCGCGGGGUCCGGAACUGCCACAGAAACGGUUGAAGACGCUGGACUGCGGGCAGGGGGCUGUGCGAGCCGUGCGAUUUAAUGUGGAUGGCAAUUACUGCCUAACGUGUGGCAGCGACAAGACCCUGAAGCUGUGGAACCCGCUGCGGGGGACACUGCUGCGGACCUACAGCGGCCACGGUUAUGAGGUGCUGGAUGCAGCCGGCUCCUUUGACAACAGUAGUCUCUGCUCUGGCGGCGGGGACAAGGCGGUGGUGCUGUGGGAUGUCGCUUCGGGGCAAGCCGUGCGAAAGUUUCGAGGCCAUGCUGGGAAGGUGAACACGGUGCAGUUUAAUGAAGAGGCCACCAUCAUCCUCUCUGGCUCAAUUGAUUCCAGUAUUCGCUGCUGGGACUGCCGCUCUCGGAGGCCUGAGCCAGUGCAGAUACUGGAUGAAGCCAGGGAUGGCAUAUCUAGUGUGAAGGUGUCAGACCAUGAGAUCCUGGCAGGCUCCGUGGAUGGUCGAGUGAGGCGCUAUGACAUGAGGAUGGGGCAGCUCUUUUCAGACUAUGUGGGCAGCCCCAUCACUUGUAUCUGCUUCAGCCGGGAUGGGCAAUGCAUUCUGGUGUCCAGCCUGGACUCCACAUUGCGGCUUCUGGACAAGGAUACAGGAGAGCUGCUGGGCGAGUACACAGGCCAUAAGAACCAGGAGUACAAGCUGGACUGCUGCCUGAGUGAGCGUGACACGCAUGUUGUCAGCUGCUCUGAGGAUGGGAAGGUUUUCUUCUGGGAUCUAGUAGAGGGUGCCCUGGCACUGACCCUGCCAGUGGGUCCCAGUGUGGUGCAGUCACUGUCUUUUCAUCCCACGGAGCCCUGCCUGCUGACCGCCACGGCAGGUAGCAUCCAGUGUUGGCGGGAAGAGGCCUAUGAGGCUGAGGGUGGAGCAGGCUGAAGUCAGCGGACCCACCACCACCACCAAGGACAUAGACACAGGCUCAGAAGGACAACUGAAACCAUUUAUUCUAGACAUGCUGCAGACCAAAGUAUGGGGAAGGGGAUGGGUCUACAAAUGAAUAAAUCAAGAA